AUGUCACGCUCUUUAUCUCUGGCUCUUGUUUUGCUGUGUCUUUACAACCUCUCUUUCUUAGAGGCAAUCAAUGGUGGGUUUAGUGUGGAGAUGAUCCACCGUGACUCAUCAAGAUCACCAUUCUUUCGUCCCACAGAAACUCGAUUCCAAAGGGUUGCCAACGCCAUGCGUCGUUCCAUUAACCGUGCCAAUCAUUUGAACCAAUCUUUUGUCUUUCCAAACUCACCUAAGACCACUGUUAUAUCAGCUCUAGGUGAAUACCUCAUGAGCUAUUCAGUUGGAACCCCAUCACUCCAGGUCUUUGGAAUUGUUGAUACGGGUAGUGACAUCAUUUGGCUCCAAUGCCAACCAUGUAAAAAAUGCUACAAACAAACCACUCCUAUAUUUGAUUCUUCAAAAUCCCAAACAUACAAAACCCUACCUUGCCCUUCUAAUACAUGUCAAUCUGUUCAAGGAGAUCUUAGUGUGGAGACUCUCACUUUAGGCUCCACCAAUGGCUCUCCUGUCCAAUUUCCUGGAACUGUGAUAGGAUGUGGGCGUGACAAUGCUAUUGGCUUUGAAGAGAAAAAUUCCGGCAUCGUUGGCCUAGGGCGCGGACCCGUGUCCCUUAUAACUCAAUUGAGUCCUUCAAAAGGUGGGAAGUUUUCUUAUUGUUUGGUACCAGGGCUGUCUACUGCAUCUAGCAAACUCAAUUUUGGAGAUGCUGCAGUGGUUUCCGGGCGUGGGACCGUCUCAACCCCGUUAUUCCCGCAAAAUGGACUAGUAUUCUACUUCCUAACCCUAGAAGCAUUCAGUGUAGGACGCAAUAGAAUAGAGUUUGGAAGCCCUGGAUCUGGUGGAAAGGGAAAUAUCAUAAUUGACUCAGGUACAACGCUCACUGUUUUGCCAAAUGGUGUUUACUCAAAGUUGGAAUCAGCAGUAGCAAAGACAGUGAAAUUGCAGCGUGUUAGGGAUCCAAAUCAAGUGUUGGGUCUUUGCUACAAAGUUACACCUGAUAAACUAGAUGCAAGUGUACCAGUGAUCACGGCACAUUUUAGUGGUGCAGAUGUCACUUUAAAUGCUAUCAACACCUUUGUUCAAGUGGCCGAUGAUGUAGUGUGCUUUGCUUUCCAGCCAACUGAAACUGGUGCCAUCUUUGGGAACUUGGCUCAGCUAAACCUCUUGGUUGGUUAUGAUCUCCAAAAGAACACCGUGUCCUUUAAGCACACAGAUUGCACUAAGCAAUGA
Messenger RNA from Glycine soja, 1227 nucleotides. Its product is annotated as aspartic proteinase CDR1-like. Gene Ontology annotation, molecular function: aspartic-type endopeptidase activity. The coding region runs from base 1 to 1227 and encodes 408 amino acids. Gene Ontology annotation, biological process: proteolysis. NCBI's taxonomy places the organism in Eukaryota, Viridiplantae, Streptophyta, Magnoliopsida, Fabales, Fabaceae. The record is from RefSeq and is a predicted model, not a curated record. Gene Ontology annotation, cellular component: extracellular region. The transcript has 2 exons.